Molecule: messenger RNA, 333 nt
Organism: Clunio marinus
Lineage: Eukaryota; Metazoa; Arthropoda; Insecta; Diptera; Chironomidae
Source: the annotation of a GenBank genome assembly
AUGAAUUCUCAUGACGAGGGUCAGCGUGCACAUCACAUUCGAUUUUCCAUAAUUUCGGUCUCGCACUUUGCCAUUCCCAUAAAGUCACCUACAUGUAUGGAUGUACGAAAUAGAAAUGAGAGCAUCGUUAUUGAUUAUUGGCAAGGAAAAAUAAAACAUAAAUCAGGACUUGCCCCUGCAUAUCAUGUUAUUGCCUUUCAAGCCUCUAAGAUACAAGUUGUAGUGGGGAAAAAUGGUCAAAACACGGCAAUAUUUGGAGAAUUUAGAAGUGUGGGGGUGCAAAUGGAUAAAGUUUUUGUUUUAAGGUCAAUUGCUGCACUGUUAAAAAAAUAA